Messenger RNA from Microthlaspi erraticum, 1512 nucleotides. The record is from the annotation of a GenBank genome assembly. NCBI's taxonomy places the organism in Eukaryota, Viridiplantae, Streptophyta, Magnoliopsida, Brassicales, Brassicaceae.
AUGAGUAGCAGCCUAAGGAAGAAGAUACAGAAGAAAUUCAAAAACAGAGGCUACAACCUCAAAAAAGACGCCCUAAAUGAGGUUAUCGUAUACGCCGAACAAUAUCCCGAUGACGUCGACGGUGACGCCCUCGAUCUUCUCCUCGAUUACCUCCAGGAGGAACCGCUUAAUUCUUCCACCGUCGAUGCGGAGCCAGUUCGAAAAGUGAUUAAUCUCUUGGCGGGAGCUGACAACGCGCCGGAGGAAUCCACCGCGACUGCUUCUUCCUUGUCGGUCAUCGACGCCUUUGUGAUGCCAAAGUUUCGUUACGAUGAUGUUAAAAAGCAAUUCACCGAGCAUACGAGUAGCCUACCUGUUCAUGGAGAGGCUUCAGCUAAAACAGCAGUAUACAGGGAGAGAUUCAUGUUGCUGUUGCAGAGAGUGUCUCGUGCUGAGCAUUUUUCUCGGCCAGCAUUUGAUGCUGAGAUGUCGCAGUUUGAGAACUAUGAGAUAUCUUCGAUCCAGUCACUUAUUUUCCAAAUGGGAAAGAAAUGGGUGAUGGGCUACAAGAUAACAACAGGAUUCUUCACAGAGAAUACUAUAAUUUUGGCAGAAGGCGAAAUGAAGAAUGGUAUCUUUCAGGUGAUUACAUGCGGAUUUCCUCCUUUAGAAGACAGAGAUAAAACGCUAAAGAUACAUUCAGGAUACGACUUCUUUGGAGGUGGCACGCUAAGUAAAGAAGAGACGGUUAAACUUGCAGACUUGGAAAGACAAGCGGUGAAUGACACAUUUGUCAUAUUGUCUGACAUAUGGUUGGACGAUGAAGAGGUUCUCGGGAAGGUGGAAAAGGUUCUUGAUGGUUUUGAAAGCGUGGAGAUAGUACCCUCCUUGUUUGUUUUCAUGGGAAACUUUUGUUCUCGCCCGUGCAACUUAUCCUUUGGUUCUUAUUCAAGCCUUAGGGAGCAGUUUGGGAAACUUGGGAGAAUGAUUGGAGACCAUCCACGGCUAAAAGAAAAUAGUCGGUUUUUAUUCAUUCCAGGUCCUGAUGACGCAGGUCCCUCGACGGUCUUGCCAAGAUGCGGUUUACCAAAUUAUUUAACCGAAGAGCUACGAAAUGUUAUUCCCAAUGCGAUAUUUGCAAGCAAUCCUUGCAGGGUAAAGUUCUAUAACCAAGAGAUUGUGUUCUUCCGUCAAGAUCUUCUGUACCGGAUGCGUCGUUCUUGCUUAAUAACCCCUUCCACAGAAGAAACUGAUGACCCUUUUCAGCAUCUUGUCUACACAAUAACGUAUCAGAGCCAUCUAUGUCCUCUGCCUCUCAUGGUGCAACCCAUUAUUUGGAACUAUGAUCACUGUCUUCGACUAUACCCAACUCCUCAUACGAUAGUGUUAGGUGACAAGAGUGAGCAAAAGGUUUGCAAAUUUGGAGGAACGACAUGUUUCAAUCCAGGCUCCUUUUCGAGUGAUAACACCUUCGUAGCUUAUAGACCUUCCACUCAAGGCGUCGAGCUCUCUAAAUUAGACGAGGAAUGUUAA